UCAAAAAAAAAAAAAAUCAAUUUAUUGGCAAUAUUUAAAAAUCAAGAGAUUUUAUGUAAACACUUGGAUUUCCUGGCACUCUUGAAAAAGAUCUAGCACAAUGGGCUGGAGGUGAGCGGCCACUGCAGCCCGUAGUUCUUACUCCAGCCCCCAGUCCACCCCAUUACAUCACACUUGGCUGUUUGCACUCCUUGAUCCUACUUACCUGCCUAUCCCCGGAGGCCUUUGAGUCUAAAAUUCCCGGUCUCUUUUCACAACUCUACUUACCCCUACAACUGAGUGUUGAAAUAAAUAAACUGAAAGCAAGAAAGGUUGACUGUUUUGAAGGAAAUAUUUCAUCUAAGCUCUAGGAAGGCUCUACUCCACACAAGCUGUGCCACAUGAAGGACGCCCUCUGGUGCCAGAAUUAUUCUCGGCGGGGGGCCCAGAACCAGUUACUAUACCUUGAACUCAUGCCAAUGAGCUGGGCACACUUUUUCCUUAAAUGGAUUAAUCUAAUCUAAACGAAAAUUUUAGAUCGCAUUAACCCACUUUAGAAUAAAUCUAAAUGGCAAUCUAAAUUGUGCGGUUACCGUUUUGAUUAUAUUAUUGUAUGUUGAUUAAUCAAAGUGCCGCCCUAAAUCCCGCUGUGACUCCGUGGGUAGUAGGGUGGGUAGGUAGGUGGGUUUGACACAACGGGGAUUUAUCGUGUUUGGGAGGCUCAGCAUCUAAAUCCUCUCUAAGGAGUGUUCAUCUACCCUAUGAAACACCCCUUUUCGACAAGACAGGGAUGCAACAGGGUCAAGAAGGUGGAACGUACCAAAGGACACAGUGCGUAGGCGCGCUCGAAACCUCGGCCGAUAUUCUCGGCGCCCAGACACCGUCCACUUGCACUGCGCAGGCUCCGAGACAGAUCAAGCUUUCCCUCCCCCUACCAGCUCUCCGAGAGUCAAGAGGACGCCCUCCUGCCGCAGACUUCCUGCGCAAGCGCCAUCCCAUGUCCCCGCCCCCAAACCAAUUGGAAGCGGCGCCGCCUGGGCGCUUGGGGCACGACGCUGUGGGUGGGGUCAGGACGUGAGGGCAGCGCGCUGGCGUCAGAGGCGCGGCUAUAUAACUGAACACAGGCACCGCCCCUCUGCCCCAGUCACUGAGCCGCCGCCGAGGACUCAGCAGCCUCCCCCUUGAGCCCCCUCGCUUCCCGACGUUCCGUUUCCCCCCUGCCCGCCUUCUCCCGCCACCGCCGCCGCCGCCUUCCGCAGGCCGUUUCCACCGAGGAAAAGGAAUCGUAUCGUAUGUCCGCUAUCCAGAACCUCCACUCUUUCGACCCCUUUGCUGAUGCAAGUAAGGGUGAUGACCUGCUUCCUGCUGGCACUGAGGAUUAUAUCCAUAUAAGAAUUCAACAGAGAAACGGCAGGAAGACCCUUACUACUGUCCAAGGGAUCGCUGAUGAUUACGAUAAAAAGAAACUAGUGAAGGCGUUUAAGAAAAAGUUUGCCUGCAAUGGUACUGUAAUUGAGCAUCCGGAAUAUGGAGAAGUAAUUCAGCUACAGGGUGACCAACGCAAGAACAUAUGCCAGUUCCUCGUAGAGAUUGGACUGGCUAAGGACGAUCAGCUGAAGGUUCAUGGGUUUUAAGUGCUUGUGGCUCACUGAAGCUUAAGUGAGGAUUUCCUUGCAAUGAGUAGAAUUUCCCUUCUGUCCCUUGUCACAAGUUUAAAAACCUCACAGCUUGUAUAAUGUAACCAUUUGGGGUCUGCUUUUAACUUGGACUAGUGUAACUCCUUCAUGCAAUAAACUGAAAAGAGCCAUGCUGUCUAGUCUUGAAGUCCCUCAUUUAAACAGAGGUCAAGCAAUAGGCGCCUGGCAGUGUCAAGCCUGAAACCAAGCAAUACCGUCAUGUUUCAGCCAAGCCCAGAGCCCUAAGAUUACAAACAACUAUGGCCGGAACCUCCUCAGCUCUCCCUCUGCAGAGUUCCCUACCCUAAGAGAAUGUUACCACCCGAACAGUCCUCGGUGAAUCUGAGAGGAGAGGAUGGGGUAAGGCAGAAGCACCAGCUGUACUACUAGAAGGGAGCUUUUGGUGGUAGAUCCCCUGGUGUCUCCAACCUGACUAGGUGGACAGAGCUCAAAGGAGGCCCUCUUCCCGCUAGCGAGGUGAUAGGACAUCUGGCUUGCCACAAAGGUCUGUUUGACCAGACAUAUCCUAGCUAAGGGAUGUCCAAACAUCAGAAUGUGAGGCCAACCUUCUAUCAGAGUUAAACUUUUGACAAGGGAACAAAUCUCAAACUGAUCCAUCAGUCAUGUAGCUAGCUGUAGAGCUUGCAACUUAAUAGCAGCAGCUGCCCAAUGCCAUGUGAAGUAACAAACUGGUUUUUGGUUUUUUUUCCCCUUCAGUUUUAAUGUUAUGUGUAAUGUAUUUAAACCCUUAUUUAAAUAAAACUUGUUUUCAGAAAUA
Pan troglodytes (chimpanzee) is the source of this 2433-nucleotide messenger RNA. RefSeq names its product eukaryotic translation initiation factor 1 (gene EIF1). Lineage: Eukaryota; Metazoa; Chordata; Mammalia; Primates; Hominidae. The transcript is spliced from 4 exons. Gene Ontology annotation, molecular function: translation initiation factor activity. The record is from RefSeq and is a predicted model, not a curated record. Gene Ontology annotation, biological process: translational initiation. Bases 1272 to 1613 code for a protein of 113 amino acids.